AUGACCUCCUCCUUCGUGCCUCGCGCCGUCUUUCCGACUCUCGAUUCGCUUCCACGAUCCUACUAUCUGGGCCAUCAUGCGGCAGGACUCGCAAAGAUGAAAACGAUGCUCGGCCAGAUAGACCUCGUCGUCGAGUGUCGCGACUACCGCAUACCAUUGACCUCAAGAAACCCGAUGUUUGAAAACAGUCUGGGCGGGAGGGAACGCAUGAUCAUCUACACGAAAAAGGAUUUGGGAAGCAAAGGAGCUGGCAUGGAAGACACAAAGAGGCACAAUUUGAUACAACAAUGGCACUCUCCAUCUCAAGUCAUUUUCUCGGAUCAUAAGAAUCAAAAGGACGUACGGUACAUUCUUGACGCGAUCAAAGAGCGCAGUCGUCUCCGCGGAGGUCUGACAGGAGCACACAUGAUGGUGGUGGGCAUGCCGAAUGUGGGCAAGUCUUCCUUGCUCAAUGCUCUCCGCAAGGAGGGUGUAGGAAAGGGAAAAGCAGCGUAUACUGGAGCGCAACCUGGCAUCACUCGCAAGAUUGGUACAGGAGUGAAGAUUGUGGACGGUGACAACGAUGGUGGCGCGGGAGGAGUAUAUCUACUGGACACACCGGGAGUCUUCAUGCCGUACGUUCCCGAUGCCGAUGCGAUGUUGAAGCUCGCCCUGUGUGGAAGUGUGAAGGAUACCGUGAUCCCAGCCUUCAAUUUAGCAGACUAUCUGCUCUUCCACGUCAACCUCGUGGAUCCAAAGGUCUACUCUGAAUAUACGGCACCUACGAACGAUGCCAUGGUACUGUUGGAUGCGAUGGCUAGGAAAACCGGGAGGUUGCAGAAGGGCGGGGUGCCGGAUUUGGAGAGCACGGCGUUGUGGAUGAUACAGCGGUGGCGGACUGGGCAUUUUGGGGCCUUCCUGUUGGACGAGGUGUCGGAGGAGUCGUUGCAGAGGUAUAGCAUGGGCUCAUCGGGGCUACCGAGUUUGAAUCAGGCAAGGAAGGCAGGCAAAGAGGCGUCGAGGGCUAGGCAGAAGGCGAGACGCGCGGGUAAUGCAGAGUGA
Messenger RNA from Zymoseptoria tritici IPO323, 1041 nucleotides. RefSeq lists its product as uncharacterized. The record is from RefSeq and is a predicted model, not a curated record. NCBI's taxonomy places the organism in Eukaryota, Fungi, Ascomycota, Dothideomycetes, Mycosphaerellales, Mycosphaerellaceae. The coding region runs from base 1 to 1041 and encodes 346 amino acids. Gene Ontology annotation, cellular component: mitochondrion. Gene Ontology annotation, molecular function: GTPase activity; GTP binding. The transcript is spliced from 2 exons.